Molecule: messenger RNA, 207 nt
Organism: Aspergillus pseudotamarii
Lineage: Eukaryota; Fungi; Ascomycota; Eurotiomycetes; Eurotiales; Aspergillaceae
Exons: 2
Coding region: 1-207 (68 amino acids)
Source: RefSeq, a predicted model, not a curated record
AUGCAGAUCUCAUGGUUCGCCAUCACGGCAGUUCUGUUCACUACCACCGCAGCCAAAUCCACCGCAACCAGCACGACUAGCGCUGCUACUUCGGCCAAGGAAAGCUCUAGUUCGGCUUCUACCAAACCAACCAAGAAUGCAGCUGCCGGAAACGCCCUGAACAACCCAUUUGCAUUCCUUAGGGAGUUAGUACAAACGAGGCGUUGA